Messenger RNA from Carassius auratus (goldfish), 1152 nucleotides. It is a transcript of the gene gnptg, whose product is annotated as N-acetylglucosamine-1-phosphate transferase subunit gamma. The transcript has 10 exons. NCBI's taxonomy places the organism in Eukaryota, Metazoa, Chordata, Actinopteri, Cypriniformes, Cyprinidae. The coding region runs from base 118 to 1008 and encodes 296 amino acids. The record is from RefSeq and is a predicted model, not a curated record. Gene Ontology annotation, cellular component: Golgi apparatus.
CAUCUUCUGCAGCUAAACUCUUCCCUUCGGUAAGCUCUCCAGUUCUGUCACAUGAACAGACAGAGGAGAGAUAAAAACAGAGAUGUAAAUACUCAGAAACCCACGAUUUGAAGAGUUAUGGAGUCUGUAUGUUUAAAAUUGCGUCUGUUGUAUCUGACAGCACUGGUGGCUGUCACAUCAGGAGGAAAGAUGAAGAUAGUGGAGGAACCUAAUACAUUUGGGCUGAAUAAUCAGCUUGUGUCUCAGUAUAGUCGUCUGCAGGCGAAGAUCAGCCCAUCUCCAGUAUCUGGACCUCCACAUCUGCACAGACUGGCAGGGAAAUGUUACAACUACAUUGAAGCCACGUACAAAUACGUGUUUUGUCCAUUUCACAACGUGACUCAGCAUGAGCAGAGUUUCAGAUGGAACGCAUACAGCGGUAUCCUGGGUAUCUGGCAGGAAUGGGAGAUUGAGAAUAACACAUUUACUGGCAUGUGGAUGCGAGAAGGAGAUUCAUGCGGAAACAAGAACAGACAGACCAAGGUUCUCCUGGUCUGUGGGAAUAGCAGCAAACUAGUGAGUGUUUCAGAGCCACAGACGUGUGUUUAUUCUCUGACGUUUGAGACGCCACUUGUUUGCCAUUCACACUCCCUCUUAGUGUAUCCGGUUCUGAGCGAGGCGUUGCAGAAGGAGUGGGAUGAAGUUGCUCAAGCUCGAUAUGAAGAUCUCAUCACAGAACAGGGAUAUAAUAAGCUGCUGAAGGAGCUGUUUGAAGAAGCUGGUCUCCUGAGAAAAGCUCAACAGCCGAAAGCAGAGAAGAGCGCGACGUCUCUCACACAUCAGAGUCUGGAGCAGUGCACACAGGAUUUUGAAAAGCAGAGAGCGGAGAUAGAGCAGCUGCAAUCGCUCCUAACACAACAUAACAUCUCCUACCAGACGACAACAGGCAGUACACGGUAUCAGGGUCCCUCACCCGUCCAGGACCAACACCUCCGCGGUGACACCGGCUUUAUCCCUGAUCUACACUGAGAUGGCCAUCAGGAUCACAAAACCCUCGGCUAAUCAUUCAGGAAAUUAAUGCUACUGUGAGAUAAUGGUAUUUAGUGAUUUUUUUUAAAUUUGAUUUGACUUGACAAUGUGUUAUGAAAAAUAAAGCAUUUAUGUAUUAAGAAA